Molecule: messenger RNA, 1446 nt
Organism: Lathyrus sativus (Indian pea)
Lineage: Eukaryota; Viridiplantae; Streptophyta; Magnoliopsida; Fabales; Fabaceae
Source: the annotation of a GenBank genome assembly
AUGGAUCCUCAUAUUGAAGAUUUGCCUCAAUACAUUAACAUAAAUCAAAAUGAUUUUUUUAUGCGAAGGCAUAAGAAGCAGAAGGAGGAGGAUAUUGCUGUAUGUGAAUGUAGGUAUAAUGAAGAUGACCCUUACAGUGCCUGUGCAGAUGGGUGUCUAAAUGUAUUAACCAGCACUGAAUGCACCCCUGGUCAUUGCCCUUGUGGCAUCCUCUGUAAAAAUCAGAAAUUUCAAAAGUGUGAGUAUGCAAAAACAAAGUUAUUUAAAACUGAAGGCCGAGGGUGGGGUCUUUUGGCUGAUGAGGACAUUAAGGCAGGGCAGUUUGUCAUUGAAUACUGUGGAGAAGUAAUAUCAUGGAAAGAAGCCAAACGCAGAUCCCAUACAUAUGAAAGUCAAGGUCUUAAGGAUGCGUAUAUCAUUUCUCUUAAUGCAUCUGAAUCCAUUGAUGCAACUAGAAAGGGAAGCAUUGCCAGAUUUAUUAAUCAUUCCUGUCAACCAAAUUGUGAGACAAGAAAAUGGAAUGUCAUGGGGGAAAUAAGAGUUGGAAUAUUUGCAAGGCAUGAUAUUCCUAUUGGAACUGAAUUGGCAUAUGACUAUAAUUUUGAAUGGUUUGGAGGUGCUAAGGUUCGCUGCCUCUGUGGUGCACUCAAAUGUUCUGGAUUCCUUGGAGCAAAAUCUCGUGGUUUUCAAGAGGAUACUUAUCUAUGGGAAGAUGAUGAUGACAGAUACUCAAUUGAGAAAAUUCCUUUAUAUGACUCCGCGGAGGAUGAACCGAUGUCAAAUACUGAUGGACUAAGUGAACAAUCCAUGGAUAUUAUAGUCAAAGUUGAGGAACUUUCAGAUUCCACUGCUUUUAAUGUUCAACCAGUCGAUUCAAUUGAGAUCAAGGAUUUAGAUGUUCAAAAUAUUAAAACUGAAAUAGUAAGCGAGGACAUGAAGUUGUACUCCCAAGAUACCGAACACGACCUUCCACAAAAGAACACAAUGAUAUCACGCAUUCGAAGUAACACUGCUGGAAGAAACUAUCGCAUUGGACCUAGGUCCAUCUCUACUAAAAGAUCAAAGGCACAGAGUGGGGGAAAGUUUAAAAAUCGCAUCCAGAAGAAAGUUGAUGCAAAAUAUGCAGCUGGCCUUUUAGCAUCAAAGGAGGCACAAGAAGAGAUCUUAGAUUAUGAGAAAAGAAAAGACGACGCCACAGAUGCUCUUGAUUCUUUAUACAACGAAAUACGACCUGCCAUUGAAGAACACGAGAGGGAUACCCAAGACAGUGUAUCUACAACGGUAGCUGAGAAGUGGAUUCAAGCAUGCUGUCUAAAACUGAAGGCGGAGUUUGAUCUUUACUCAUCAAUUGUUAAAAAUGUUGCUUGUACUGCUCAAAAGGCACCCGGCCAAGCAAAAGCUACCGAAGUAGAUAAUGAAAACAAAAUUAACCUUUUGACUGAUUGA